AUGGAAGUGACUGAUUCAUCUUUACCAUCUUAUGCCUCAGUUUCAUCUUCUUCUACUCCUGAAUUAAAUUCCUCUAAACUUCCUGAUAAUAAUAAUAAAAACAACAUAGCAACUAAGCCAAAACUUAAAAAGCAAUAUCAAUGCCCUCAAUGUUCAAAAGUAUUUAAUAGACCUAGUGCUCUUCAAACCCAUUCUUAUACUCAUACUGCAGAAAAGCCUUUUAAAUGUUCAUAUCCAAAUUGUAGCCGUUCAUUUUCAGUAGUUUCUAAUCUUAGACGUCAUUUGAAGGUUCAUCAAAAGCCUUCUAUAAGUAGUAGACUUUCCUCUGAAGAUAGACUCCGUUGUGUUCGUCAAUUAAUGAAACAUAGUGAAGCGAUAUUAUCUAAUAAUAAAAGGCAACGAACGAUUGAAUCCACAGAUUAUCAUUUAAUUUUGCCUAAAUUAUCACCAGAAUUGCAGCCAGAGACGAGUAUAGAACAUGAGGGACACAUGUUGAAUUCAUUACUACAACCGCUAUUACCACAAGUGAGUACUAGAAAUAGUCAUGGCUAUCAACACUGUUUCGUUUUAUCUGAUCAUCAUCAAGACUAUCAUUCAUCUACAUUUAAUGAUUCAAUGUCUCAUGAGACAAAGUUUCUGAACCAUUCACCCGCUUUUACAUUACCUAAUGAUCAUCUCUUUUUAGACCUUCGUUUUUUAUAA
This is a messenger RNA of Cokeromyces recurvatus, 702 nucleotides long. RefSeq lists its product as uncharacterized. The transcript is spliced from 2 exons. The coding region runs from base 1 to 702 and encodes 233 amino acids. Gene Ontology annotation, molecular function: DNA-binding transcription factor activity, RNA polymerase II-specific; RNA polymerase II cis-regulatory region sequence-specific DNA binding. NCBI's taxonomy places the organism in Eukaryota, Fungi, Mucoromycota, Mucoromycetes, Mucorales, Mucoraceae. Gene Ontology annotation, biological process: regulation of transcription by RNA polymerase II. The record is from RefSeq and is a predicted model, not a curated record. Gene Ontology annotation, cellular component: nucleus.